AUUCGUAAUCGUGAAGAUUUAGCCCAAGUUCGCGAAACGAUACAAAACAUCGACAUUCAUGAAUGGGCUCGACAACAACGAUCUAAUUCCAAAUGGAUUGUCAUGGAUGUUACCAACGUUACCUUCUACGUCACCAAACUUCGAGACCAUCCCAUAGGCCGCAAUGUUCGACUACCUAAAUACAUACUGGAGAGCCGUGCCAUCGUGUCGCUCGACUGUAAUAUGGGACUACCAUACGAAGACAAACUUUGUUUCUUUCGUUGUUUGGCCCUACACCCCCAUAACCUAGAACGUGAUACUCAAAAUUUUUAUGAACAAUAUUCAGAAGAUGAUGGUUUUGACGGUGUGACACUCGAAGAACUACCUGAACUGGAAAAGUUGUUCGAGUUGAACAUUUACGUGUAUCGCCUUACAGAGCUACAUGACGAAGAUGACGACACGACCUCCAUUGUGGCUCAACUUAUACAGCUCUCGCACCGUAGAUAUACCAAUUCGAUGUACCUGAACCUCUACGGCAGCCAUUUUAGCUACAUUAAGAAUUUGGCCAUGUACUCCGAGUCCUACUGUUGUUCCAAGUGUGACAAGAUGUGGAAAACGGCAAAAGCCUUGAACAAGCACGAGCGAACAUGUGAAGCAACUAUACGUCACAUUUUCCCUGGUGGUGCCUACAAAGUUCCAGAAACCAUCUUCGAUUUGUUGGCCGACGAGGGAAUCGAGAUCCCUGAAGACCUCAAGUACUUCCCUUAUCGUGCCACCUUUGACUUUGAGUGUUAUUUCAAACGUGAAACCAAGCAUCCACGAAAUACAGCAAAGUUAACGUGGGAAGCCGAACAUAUCCCAUUGAAUGUCUCUGUAUGUUCGAACGUCCCUGGUUAUGAUCAACCCAAAUGCUUCGUCUCGUCUGGCAGUACAAGUGAAAUGAUCCAACAGUUC
Molecule: messenger RNA, 933 nt
Organism: Paramuricea clavata
Lineage: Eukaryota; Metazoa; Cnidaria; Anthozoa; Malacalcyonacea; Plexauridae
Source: the annotation of a GenBank genome assembly